Molecule: messenger RNA, 558 nt
Organism: Trichomonas vaginalis G3
Lineage: Eukaryota; Parabasalia; Trichomonadida; Trichomonadidae
Product: organellar and viral DNA polymerase type B
Exons: 1
Coding region: 1-558 (185 amino acids)
Source: RefSeq, a predicted model, not a curated record
AUGGACAAAGAUUGCGACAUGGUAUAUAAGAACAUCUCUGACAUAUAUAAAUCCGAAGAAUUUAAGACCUACGACAACUUUGUUUCGUUAGUUGCAAAAUGUGUUUGGGAAAUAAGAGAUAAAGAUAGUAGGGGUAAGGUAUGGAACGAACAAAUAAAACCCGCUAUGUUCGAGAUGAAGAAAACCAUUGACGCCUUGGUUGUUUUAGCAGGUAAGGUUUCAGAAUAUAACGCAAAAAUGAACCCGCAAUGUUCAAAAUGUAAAGCAGCAAUGAGGAAAUAUAACUACUCCGUCAAAGAGAUAGAACGUAUGCGAAACGACUAUGCAGACUUAAAGAAAGAAGCAGAAAAGCCAGCAGAAGAUAAAAUGGACAUGUUAGCAUUUCUGAACAAAAACUAUCCAACAGCAGAAGAUUUCCUUCUAUCUGAUGUCAAGAAGAAGUAUAAAGAAACUUUCGGUAUCGUUAAAACUUUUGACAUACUGACAGAAGAAAUAGAAGCUACGAAAUUGUUUAGAGUCAUGAACCAUCGCAACAUAUACCAUGUAAAACGCUUGUAA